Paracoccidioides brasiliensis Pb18 is the source of this 732-nucleotide messenger RNA. RefSeq lists its product as uncharacterized. The transcript has 2 exons. The coding region runs from base 1 to 732 and encodes 243 amino acids. The record is from RefSeq and is a predicted model, not a curated record.
AUGGCAAAAACGUAUCCCGAGCCGAGCAUUCCAGUGGUUGUUGGAUCACCAGAACAGCGGAUGAUACGGCAAGUUCCAAUCUUUAACAGACCUUCGUUAUCCCCGUCAGUUGCCUCCGCUUUCUUCUCGACACACCCCCGAGCAUCCAAAGUCAUCAAUCAAAACAUUAACUGCCUUCGCAUCACUGGCCUUCCCAACUUCCAUCGCAGAGAUGUCUUGCAUCGGCACGGCCUAGUGCAUACCCCCCGGGAGAAGGAAAAAUCAUUUCUACCACAAUGGAGAGCCGCGUGCAAGAACUACUGGCUGAACUCGAGAAAGAGAGACGACUACGAGAAGAAGAGAGAACAUUGCGGGAAAUCGCUGAAACACAGUCAGAAAAGAAAAAACAACUCCGCCAGGAGGAGCAGUGAUGACGAUGUGAAGAAGCAGAAGCAAAUUCAGAGCCAACAACAUAGCCACAAUUCCUUCACACCUGUCAUGAGCUUUUUGCUCGCAAUCCGCAUUGUGACAGACCCUACAAGAACAACCCAGGGUGCUGUAACAAAGCCAGCUAAUCAGAGGGUUCCUUCACACAUCACAUUAUGGGACUCCUUCAUUGACAAGCAGAUGAUGGUGUGGGAGAGACUCAAUGAUAAUCCAUCAUUUUUGACUGAAAAACUGUUUCCAUCAAAACAUCAGCUUGAGUAUGUCCACCAGCUCAUCACCCUGAUCACCUCAGAAUGGGAUCUCUGA